This is a messenger RNA of Anoplophora glabripennis (Asian longhorned beetle), 3101 nucleotides long. Its product is annotated as protein charybde. The record is from RefSeq and is a predicted model, not a curated record. The transcript is spliced from 3 exons. Gene Ontology annotation, cellular component: cytoplasm. Gene Ontology annotation, biological process: regulation of TOR signaling; negative regulation of signal transduction; apoptotic process. Lineage: Eukaryota; Metazoa; Arthropoda; Insecta; Coleoptera; Cerambycidae. Bases 98 to 778 code for a protein of 226 amino acids.
CCGGUGAGGCGGCUCUGGAAAUUGUUAUUAAACAUUCGAUAUCGCAUAUGAUGCUAGGCAGGCUGUGAAUAUUUGACAGCAGCGGACACGAGCCGAGAUGUUUCGUAGCAGUUUUCAAGAAGAACGGGUCGCCAAAGACUCCAAACUGCAAGCGGUUUUCAGCAAACUGGCCGCGGUACUCCCGAGGGCCGAGGACUUGGGUAAUAACAACCCGAAGACGAUGUCCUCCGAUAUCAUCGAAUCAGUCCUGGCUGACACGCCUGUGCCGGUGCCGACAAAUUGGAACCGUCAAGACAUCUCCACCACCACCACCACCACCCACAUAUCCCCCACGUGCGCCUCGGCCGUCGCCGAGGAGGGUGCCGGCGACUGCCUCGCCAUCACCAUCGCCGCCUUGUCCCGGCGCAUCGAGUCGGAGCUGCGGUCCGCCAAGCGCUCACACCUGGCCUGCGGCGAGGUGCUGCUGCCGUGCGGCCUCCUCCAAAGGAUCGCGGCUGACAUCGUCUCCAUGGCCGAGUCGGAGCCGUGCGGCCUGCGGGGCUGCAAGCUGUACCUGCUCUUCGAGACGACGGAGCACUGCAUCAGGGUGGGGACGGUGCAGUGCGACGUCGCCACGGCGCCCACCUUCGAGUUGUACCUUACGCUGAAGCAGAGCUCCACCGGGUGGCAGUUCUUGCCGCAGUUCAUCAGAAAUCUCACGCGUGGCGGCACCAUAGUGGUGAGUCCUGCGUACACCAUAAGCAAGAAAAAGCUCUACCGUUCCUAUAGGGAGGAGUAAGGGGUAAGGGAAACGUUCAUAAGACUGAAAAAAGCAGAAAAAAAACAAGAAAAAUAUGUUUCACAGGACAUUUCAUACAUGUAUUAUUUCAGGAUGAAUUUCACCAUUGUCUCUUUAACUUUAAACCGUACAUAUUAAACUCAUAGUUAAACGUGAUAGUAUUUAGUGGUAGGGAAACCCUUUAGCGCACUAGAUGAGCGGGCAGGCUGCCCUCCCGCCUUGGUUUAGUGUCCUAUGAAUUGUAACAUUUUUAAUUGUCAACAAUACGACUGAGUAAUUUCAUUGUGGCAGACGCAACGAAAUUUUAAGCCUCCCGGACGGGGCCCUCGCGCCGCGUUACGGGCCACAAUCAGUCCGGCGGCGGACAUCGGCCCGCGACGCGUACCGAAGGCCGCGCCGGGACCAUCAGAUAUCGGGCGCCGGCGCGGGGGGACCUGAGGACCGAGUGAAAUCGAGAGAGGCCUUGCCCCCCGCGUCGGUGUCCGUUAUAGACGGAGAGCUAGUAACGUUUUUGCUUACGGUAUUCCAACGGGCCUUAUGUUUUGCAAAGAGAUGCAGCCUGACCUGCUGUAAGUAGAAUAAAUAGAAGUUUGGCAGUCACCGAUGGUGGUUUUAGCACCUUUAAGACUCCAAUAGGGGAUGAAAGAUAGAGAGAAAACGAAAAGUCUGCAUUUUUGGUACAAUAAUACUGAUAAUUUUGUAUGGUAAAUUAAGUUAAAGAUACCAAUAGAUGACACUAUUGAGAAAAAGUGCCGAAUAAGCGUUGAUUGUAGGGAAAAUAUUCAUUAUAACAAAAAAUGAAAAAUGCUGGACAUACAUUGAAGUUUAUUAUAAGUGCCAACAAAAUUGUUUUUGAGUAUGAUGAAAAAACUUUUUUUUUUUUUUGACAUCAGCACCAAUACCUGACAAAACUGAAAUAAACCAAUGGAUGACACAAUGUGUUUGCCCAAUAGGUGACACAUUUUUAUAUAAUCUAAAGCUCUCUAACAGGCAACGAUUGUCCAAAAAUGUAACUAAACUUAUCUCCUCGUCUUAAAAUUUUUGGAUGAGGCACUCUGCCUAUCACCUGGUCCACAGAUAUUGUUGAAAUGUUCUGUUCAUUUGCAACAAACUCUUUCUUUGCCUUGUCCGUAGAUUUUAAUCCCAUGACUCUUAAUAUAUGACUCUUUCUUUUCUUGUACCACAUAAUGAUUUUGUCUGAUUGCGUUUUCCACCCAAAAAUUCACAGAGCAGAAAAUCGCUCUUCAUUGAAACUGGAAAUCAUUGUUUUUGUCAUCGAAUUCUUCACCCCAUGGAGAUGAUUCACUACUAUCAAAUGAUAGUGCUUUCUUCUUCUGCUUUUGUCACUUAUUUCUUUCUUCUUCAAUUUCUGUUCCUCAAUAAUUUUCUUCCUUUCUUGUGUCACUUUACGUUUUCGUGCUCUUUCCUCCUUUAUCUUUGUUUGCUUUUCUGCUUUCUUUUGUUUUUCAUAUACUUUUUUUUUUUAUAAUAACUGAUCAUUGAGGUGAUGUAAUCACAGCAGAAAGUUUUUCUCUUUUCAUUAUUUUCAAAGUGGUUGGUCGGUUGUCAGUCCAGAAUAAUGGCUCUUUUUUUCUGUUUCGGCAUCUGAAAACAGUACAAGUGUUCCAAAAUAGCCGCUUGUCUGUACAAUCCAAUAGGUGUCACCUUAGAAACCCAUAGAUGACACCCUGUGUCAUCCAUUGGUUGCUGGUGUUUUAUCAGGAUGAAAUUUCUGUGGGCAAACAAAUUUAAAAUAUUUUACUUAUACGCGAGUGAUAUCGUAAUAAAAUAAUAAAAUCCAAUGCCUGACCCGUGAUGUCAUCUUACUCUUUUAGCUAUAUCAAUAGCUGACACUAACGUUAUCAAAUUCAUUAUACAAGAAUUUAUUUAGAAAUCAAUUUCACUCAAAAUAUAAAAAAAAACAUACUUUUAAACUUACCUUCUUACGAUAUUGUUAAGAAUUCAAGUCCAAGUAGAAUUUUACACUUUCAAAGAAACUAUCAAAUGACUGCAAUAAAACAUAAAAUAAAAAGCGAGAAAUGGUGCAGACAAUUAACUAUGAGGUUGAGCAGUGCUAUCAACAUUAGUAUUUUUGCGGGAAAUAUGUUUUAGUUUAAAAAUCAACAGUUUAAAAUUAGGUGUCAUCUAUUGGAACGAGAAAUGUGGGGUGUCAUCUAUUGGUGGUUUUACCAUAUUGUCAAAAAUUGAUUUUCCUCAAUAAAACACUAUGCUAAUUAAGAAACUCGUAAAUAUGUAGCUAAAAAAACAUUUUCUAUGUAAGGAUAUACUUAAUUUUUGUGCAUUUAACACAAAAAUUACUUUU